CCUCUGGAGAGCUCGCUGCCCGGGUGGGGCUAUGGUGGUGCUGAGCUGCGCCUCUGGUUCUCUUUAAGGCAACAGCCUCCCUGGCCAUGGCUCUGAGGGAGCUGAAAGUUUGCUUGCUGGGGGACACUGGUGUAGGCAAAUCAAGUAUUGUGUGGCGAUUUGUAGAAGACAGCUUUGACCCUAACAUCAACCCGACCAUAGGAGCAUCUUUUAUGACAAAGACUGUGCAGUAUCAAAACGAGUUGCAUAAAUUCCUAAUCUGGGAUACAGCUGGACAGGAACGAUUCCGUGCUUUAGCACCAAUGUAUUACCGAGGCUCAGCAGCAGCUAUUAUAGUUUAUGACAUCACAAAAGAGGAAACCUUCUCAACAUUAAAGAACUGGGUGAAAGAACUUCGACAACAUGGACCUCCAAACAUUGUUGUAGCUAUUGCAGGAAAUAAGUGUGACCUUAAUGAUGUAAGAGAAGUCAUGGAAAAGGAUGCUAAAGAUUAUGCAGAUUCCAUCCACGCCGUAUUUGUAGAGACCAGUGCUAAAAAUGCAAUUAACAUAAAUGAACUCUUUAUAGAAAUUAGUCGUAGAAUUCCAUCAACUGAUACCAAUCCCCCAUCUAGCAGUAAGGGCUUCAAACUUAGAAGACAGCCUUCAGUGACAAAACCCCGCUGUUGUUGACGGAUACUUUAGCAAAUCAGACUUGUUUUGAAAGUAGGUGGUCUUGGUAGCGAAUGGUUUAUGUUGGGUAUAUAUUAUUGGUCUUAGAUACUUAUCUGCCUGAUGUUCAUACUUCAAGGUCCCACAAAAAUGGACCAGCUCAUCUGACAGCUCCCAGAAGACACCGCAGUCAUGAUAACGUGGGCCUAUUUACUUACAACAUGUAUAGUGUCUCCUGUAUUCAAAGGGAAUCCAUCGUCAGUUCUUUGGCCUUCCUUGAAAGGAUAGUCAAUAUGUAGAUGGCAGGACUGAAAUGUUUAAUAAUUUUGUAAUCAAGAUUAUAUGUAAUGUUUUGUAAAAGGGAAAUGAGCACUUUCGUGGUUCAGAGGGAUGAGGAAGGGGGAGGAAACAGCCAUGUUGGAAAUUGUGAUUUUAAUCAUAAGGCUAUUCUGCUACCCUUUCAAUUGCUAUAAUGAAUAUUAUUUUAAAUAUAAUUGUAGCUAAUUCAAAGUACAGUGAGGGAAUUGGUUGUAGAUGGCUUACAGAAUAAGUUACUGAUAAAAAUGAGCAAAUCAGCCCAUCUGGUCCCCACAUCCCACUUGCACUUUUUAUUUAAAGGUAUUAUGAACAAACAAGCAAAGAAUUUUAGACUAUAGACAAUCUUAUUUUUUUCAUGCUGGCUUAACCAUUUAAUGGCAUACUGAUACAUUUAUAAGCACCUAUUUGUUUUCUGUAAACAUUUUUACGAUUAAAAAUGGUGGUGGAAAAGAACCUAGCUGAAACUCCUUCUAAAUUUAAACUUGAGCAUGACUGACUGACACCAGAUGCCAUCUAGAGUUCUAGUAAGGCUUUCUUUUUUUGGGCAAUGCUUUUUAUUGCUUCGCUUAUGUAAAGUUUUUGUGCUAUAUUUAUGAGACCAGUGCCUAAAGUAUUAUAAAUUAUGUAAAAGCAGUUGAGAAAUCUAGCUUUCUUCAGUCUUUCCAUUCCACACCCAUGGAUAGAGUCCCUGGGGAUCUCCAAAAAUUCUGUCUCUGCACAUGAGGUCUUAUAUUGCAGUCAGUGACCCUGCCAGAAGGCUGGAUGAUGCUCCCGUCCUGUCACCUCUGCAUUUCUGCUUGGAAAUGGCUGGUAGGUGUUGCUGUUGGUGAAGCAUGUGGCUUGUUGAUUCAGCAGAUCACCCAGUUCUUGCUGGCUGUGGAACAAAAAUACAAACAGGAAACCAAAUGCAAGGCAUGUAUGGUAGCGUAGAUCGUUACCUCUUGAUUCCAGGGUCUAGCCCAAAUUAUCAUUUUUAACUACUUGGCAUUUUUUAAGUGAAUCAGCUUUUAGCUUUGUUACAUUGUUUUUCUUACAUUUUAUAUUAAACUAUAAAUUGACCUUAUCCUAUUAUGCUAUUUUCAUUAUUUAUUUUUAGUUUCCUCCGGAGCUAGUGGGAACUUCAUAUUUUUUAAAGGAAGAGCCUAAUAAAGUAUUUUAAAUAUUUGAAUUUAAGCUUUGAUAUUGAAAUUAAAGCCAUGUCGGUGAUAUUUGUUCCUAAUUUGUAAUUUGCCAUUCCAUAAUUUUAAAUAUUUUAGCUGAAGGAAAUUUCAAAGAAUAAGUAGGAUAUUAAACAGCUUCUACUUCAGAUUAAAUUUAUAUUCAAAAUCCUUAUUUCAAUGCUAUCUUCAGGCAAAACUAUUUCACUAUUGUAACUUGAUGAGAUAGAAAGUAUAUUCUGAAAGGGGUUAAUAAUUGUAAUGUAAUAUUAGGGUUAAAACUUCUUAAGGCCUGGCUUUUAAAAUGUGAUCUCUGUGGGUAUGUUGUUCUUUGACUUUGCACUUCUGUUUGUUAGAAUAGGAUAUGCAUGUGCUCAAGCUUCCUGCACAUGCAGAUGGUUUAUGAGCAUAUAAGGUCUAUUGUGUGUGCCCAAAAAGUUGUGUGCACAUAAAUGGAGGCUGGCUUGAAGCUCCUAUAAAAAAAUUUGCCGUAACAAAGAAUUUUACAAUAAAGAUAUAAUUAUGUAACGACUUACAGCAUGGUUCAGCUCUAAGAUAUAUAAUAAUGUGACUGAAAUCUUUGUGUGUCAUUUGAAGCAAACAGAUCACAAAACUUUAAACUUUGUUUAAAUAAGCUAUGAUACAGUGUUAUAUCAAAGCAAGCUAGCAACUGACCACUUAAUGAUAUAGUUACUCAAAGUCCUUGCACAAUGGCAGUCAUUGAAGGCUGAACUUCUUAGAAAGUCUUGCUCUGUCUUCAGUUAGCCAACUGGCAGAGUUCUAAAAAUAACAGACCAGGAUGUGGUUAUCCACUUAAUGAAGCUAGAUUUAAAAAUUGAUUUUAAAGCUAGUCCCAAAAAGAUGUCAAGCACUAUGCUCUUCUGAGACUUCAGUAUGCUUUUGUAGCAGAGUUCCAUUUCAGGAUAACAAAAAUAUAUUCUUCUUAUGGGGUGGGGAGGAAGUGUUUAUUUGAAAGCAACAGGUCACCGUUUUUGUAAUGCUAGUUUUAUAACAUUGUGUUAUUGUAAUCCCACUCUGAAAAUAUUUUGUACCUUCAGUUACAAAUAAUUGCUUUUUGUUCCAUCAUCUUAUGCCAGGGUAAGAUUGAGUAUAUACUUAAUAGUAGGUUCAGUCGAGUUACUACUGCAUAUAUUUUACUACCACGUGGUGUCAUGAUUCUGCCAGCAAACUGUUGAUGCUGGCAGUGCUUCAGAAGUCUCCUUCCCCAUUCCACACCAAGGUACGAGAUGCCUUUACUAUCUUUUCUACAAUAUGUUCACCUGCAUGGGAUUUCUCCAGGCUUGUUAAUAGUGUUUUGAGCUUGAGAAUUUAUGGGAAAUCUGACAAGUUUCCAGACACUGAACAGCUAGGGUUGCCAGAUGGUUUCAACAAAAAUACUGGACACACUUGACAUUACAUCACAAUCUACAUUACAUCUUAUUUAGAAAAUACCGGACAUUUAUAAUUUCUCAAUGUUUCCCGAACAGAAAGCUCAAAUACUGGACUGUCUGGUUCAAAACCGGACAUCUGGCAACAUAUUAACAGCAUAUUUAAAAAAGAAAUAUCUGUGAAAAAUCAAGAACAUCUCUCAUGCAGAAGAUCCUUUCAGGGAACUGUAAACAGAUCCAUAUCCUUUAAAUUAUCACUUUAAUGUCCAUGUACAUAAAAGUAGAGGUUUAAAUCCCAUUGUAUUUUUUCAUAGAAUACUUGGUUUAGCUACACCCAUAUGCAUUACUUGAAAAGAAGAUAUUUGAAUAUAGAAUUGUAGUAGUAAUCUUCCCAGUAGAGUACUCAAGAGUCCAGUGAAGCCAUAUAACCAUAUGCUUAGUGAAUCUUUAAGAAUUUAGGAGCGAUGUCCCAGGAAUAUGCCCUCUUUAUGACCAGCAUUUUUUUUCUGAAUACAGUUUGGCAUAUGGUAAAUUUGGUCACUGACAAGAUAGGCUAACAUUAAUAUAUCAUCAUCUUUAAAUCCUUCCUCUUCUGAUUAAGUCCUGAUGCCUCAUACAUUUUCUUCCUUUUAUUUUGAAAUCUUUUUAAUUUCUUUGUAGCUCUACCCACUUGAAUGAGGUAUUAAUACAGUUUUUCCCUCUGUGCAAUUAAGUUGUCUGAUUCUGAAUCACCCACUGCUAGAUUUAACUUGACUAUUUCCAUGUCUUUAUUAUCAGAUUACCUAAAAAUAUUUCCAUGAAUAUUAGCUGAAACAGCAUCUUGUUAAUAUCUUACUUGUAUAAAAUGUCAGAAUGCUAAGAUCUAUAUUCUUUUGAUCCCAGUUCCCAACGUCAUUGUUCACUUGGAAAUAAUCUGGAAACUGAAAUACAAAUACAUGAUUAAACCUCUUCCUGGAUCAGAGAUGUCCAUGUAAUUUAGUGUUUGGAUUGGUGUAGUUUCAUCUCUGACAGAGCUACAUAGCUUUCCUGCAAACUCCAUCUCCUCAAGCCAUCAGACUUCAUUUAUGCUACAUAGUAUUCACCUGAAAUUACUUAAGUAUUUUGUCCCUAAAUAACAUUUUUAUGAGCCUGUUUAAACUGAUCAGAGAUUAUUUGCCUUUUAACAAAAUACUUCACUAAGGUGAGCAUUGGUGGUUCUCCUUGACUUUCUAAAAACACACACACACUUUUCUGAAGUAGAUCCAUUGCUCAGCACUUCUAAGGUCUCAACUUAAAUGACAGAAAUGCACUCUUUAGUAUCUAGCCUCUGAUAUCCUCAAAGGAAAUGUACUUUUCUGAGGUAAAAUUUGACUAAUGGAUGAAACUAACAUUAUCCUCUGUAAUGCAAUGUAUGUCCUUCAAUAAUGACCUUCUGUAUCUUUUUUGAAGCUGACAAAGUGGAAACAUUUUAGCUCUUUAUCAGACCUUGGACAAGACUUAAUUGUUUUUCAAAUGAAGUCCAAAAAUGUAGCAACUGUUGGCUGAUGUGUCUAAGAUAAAGCUUUGGGAGCUGGAUAAGCAUGCUCCAAAAUGAAGGCAUAGGGAAAAACCACAGUGAACUAAACUUUUAAGUCCUAGAUAUGCUUAGAAAUUGUAUUUCUGAUGGAUGUGGCUUUACAGUACCAUGUCUUUGUGUGCAUGCUGAGAUCCUCCUACUAGAUCUCUUAAUGGACCUGCUCUGCUAGUUUAUCUACACAAAAGGCAGAAACAUUUUUUUCCCCUAGGGGCAAGAUUAUUAAAAAUCCCAUGGAGGCUAGAAAUUGGAAUUCUCUUGGGAAUUAAAUUGUUUGCUUGCAAGAAGUUUAAAAUUCUUGAAGUAAUUGCUGAAGCUUAUUAGAGAGAUCUUGUAUUACUAGCUCAUUUAUUUGUCUUCCCUAUAUUUAACUUGAUGCAGCCCUUAACUUCCAGUGAAAUCCGUAGUAUUAUUUGCUUGAAGUGCUACCGGAUCUGGUCUCUAAUACUUUUGAGGGGGACAUUCUGCGCAAAAUAAACCUUUUAUGUAAAUAUAGGUAUAACAAAUAUAACUUUCUACAAGCACCUGUGAUGGGAGUGUUUCAUCUCCUUUGAGACAGUUUAGUUGGCAAUAAUGAUAGUCAUGCGUGUUUUGGAAAUCUAAUUCUUUAAAUUGGUCAGGAGUCUGGGCAUUCAUCAUUCACUGCCCAGCUCUCAUCAGGGAGUCAUUUCCUUCAUAGAUGGCAAAGUCCUCAAUUUAGUGGCUGAAAAUAAAAUCAUUCAAGGUGAAUGUCUUGCAUGAUUUAAAAGCUAACCUCAACAGGUUCUUCAUAAAAAUAAAACAAUUCCUUACUUAAUAUUACUUGAGAAACAGGUUGACAGCCUCAAUAAUAUCUUCAGUUAACUUGUGCAAUUCACUUCAAAAAUUGUUUUAUUUUUUUAUCACUAUUCAUGGCAGUUUUACAAUAGAACACCAAUUGAAAUAUAUUAAUUAUUUUGGAUGUUUUUCUAUAUUUUCAAAUAUGUUUUCAAUUAUAACACAGAAUAAAAAGUGUACAGUGCUCACUUUAAUUUUGUUAUUAUAAAUAUUGCCUUGUAGAAAUGAUAAACAAAAUGAACUGAAAAAUUCUAUAUCAUACAAGUACUGUAAUGCAGUCUCUUUAUUGUGAUACUGCAACUUACAAUGUAGAUUUUGUUGUUGUUGGUUUGGUUUUUUUGCAGUUACAGAACUGCACUGAAAAACAAAACAAUGUAAAACGUUAGAUCCUAUAAGUCCAGUCUGUCUUAGUGAUUUGGCUGAAUAAAAAGUAAGGAUGUAAAAGUUUACCUGGUAAACUGAUAGGGGCUGGAGCAGCUCCUUGCCCACCCCUGGCAGGGCUCCAGCCUUGCGGGGGCUGCUGGAGCAGCCCCUGUUCGUGGUGGGCCCAGCCAGCUCUCCUCCCCAUCCUCUGACCGCAGGUUACAUACUAGCUCCUUGAUCCUUGGGAGCUGGCUACAGAGCCCACCACGAAGCCUCACCAGGAUUGAGGCUGGCAACUCUUGCCAGUCCAUCUCUUGGGGAGCCAGCUGGUGCAGCAAAGUCGCCUCCCUGAAAGUGGGGCCAGCAGCCCUUGCUGACCCUACUUCCGGUGAGGUGGCUUCACUGUAGCCUUUGCCUCCCGAGCAGGCUUCACUGCGGGCUAUGCAGUAUAAAGGUUAUUUAAACUUUAUGCUGCAGAGCCCACAGUGCAUGUAACCACUAUGAUUUUUUGUGGUUACAUGGUUACACUUUUAAGCACAUUUUUACAUCCCUAACAAGAAGUAGACCUAAUAAAUUUGUUUACAUUUACAGGAGAUAAUGCCUACUUCUUAUUUACAUUGUCACCUGAAAGUGAGAAUAAGCAUUCGCAAGGCAUUUUUAUAGCUGGCAUUGAAAGGUGUUUACAUGUCAGAUAUGCUAAACGUUCAUAUGCCUCUUCAUGCUUAAGCCACCAUUCCAGAAGACGUGCUUCUGUGCUGGCAAGGGUCAUUUUAAAAAUAUGCAUUAAUUAAAUUUGUGAUUGACUUCCUUGAGGGAGAAUUGUAUGUUUCCUGCUGUUUUACCUGCAUUCUGCCAUAUGUUUCAUGUUGUAGCCGUCUCAGACGACAUGUUACUCAUUUUAAGAACUUUUUCACAGCAGAUUUGACAAAAUACAAAGAAGGUACCAAUCAAAAUUUCCAAAGGUAGCUACAACACUCAACCCAAGGUUUAAGAAUCUAAAGUGCCUUCCAAAAUCUGAGAGGGCAUGCUUCCAGAAGUCUUAAAAGCACAACACUCUGAUGCAAAAAUUAUAGAACCUGCACCACUAAAAAGGAAACUCAACCUGCUAGUAACAUCUGAGGAAAUUGAACAUGCACAAUUCCACACUGCUUUAGAUUAUCUAGCAGAACCCGUGAUCAUGAUGGAUGCUUUCCUCUGGAAUGGUGGUUGAAGCAUGAAAGGACAUGUGAAUCUUUAGCAUAUCUGGCAUGUAAAUACCUUGCAGUGCCAGCUACAAAAGUGCCAUGUGAAUGCCAGUUCUUACUUUCCGAUGGCAUUGUAAACAUGGAAGGAGGCAAGAUUAUGUCCUGCAAAUAUAAAUAAUCGUAUUUGAGGAUUGGCUGUACAAGGACAACUGAGUGGACUUCCCAGGUUCUAAAGUUGUAAUUGUUUGGGGGUUUUAAUACAAUUAGUUUUAUACAUAAGUUUACAUUUGUAUGUUCUGCUUUCAUGAUAAAGGGAUUGCACUGCAGUACUUGUAUUAGGUGAAUUGAAAAAUACUACUUUUUUACAAUGCAAAUAUUUGUAACAAAAAAUGAGCAUUGUACACCUUGUAUUCUGUGUGGUAAUUGAAAUAAAAAUAUUUGAAAAUAUUUAAAUAUUUUUGAAUGUUUUCUACAGUUUUCUAUUUAAAACCCUGAUUGUGCAUUUUAUCAUGAUUAACUUUUUAAUUGUUUGACAGCCCUAGAUACAAAACACUUCUUUUCCCCAUCAUAAUUUUAUCAGUGCUGUUUAAUGAUUUCCCUCCUGGUGGAAGUAUCUCUAAUAUUUAUUGCGAAUAAGGUUUAUAUUUUUGGUGUAUUGACUACCUUGGGAAUUGCAGAUUUAUUGUAGAUACUGCUGUCUGAACUUCAUGGCCUGCCACUCCUUCAGUAAGCCUUGCUCAUAUACAGCAAUAACUAAACACAAGUAAAAAUUUAAAUACCUAAAACAGGUAAGAAUGUGGAUUAUUCAUAGAUAGACUCUUACCAGCACUAUCCCAGACCACUUCUUGUUUGGUGAAAUAAUUUCAGUUUACUCACUUGAAGUUCUUGGAAGCGUCCAAAAAUCGAUUAGGUUUAUUAGUUAACCUGAAACUAAAUAAGAGCUAAAAAUCAAUGUUUUAGAUUGAUUUUGCAAUCUUUAUGUAGUCUGUGAUCACAAGUAGUAUUCUCUUCAUACAUUCUUGUGGAGCUACAGUCACUUACUAUAAGAACCGUGUGUCCAGAACCAAACUACAUAAAAGCACACUAUAAAAUUCUACGAAGAAAACUUGCAAAAUUAAUGUUCACAUUGCUUUCCCAGCUGUAUGUUUUAUUAGACAACAACAAAAAAGACAAUUUGUUGCGUGUAAAAUUGGGUGUCGGCAUGUGGAUGUUUGAGAUAAAAAUAAAAAUGGCUUCUAGGAUAAAAAAAACCUGUAAGCUGUUGGCUAUUUUUCUGGCCCAAGAAUGUGGUGACAGAUGUUUCUUGUAAGAAUCCAUGUACCAGAUUGUACUUGCCUGUAAUAUUUCACACCAAUGCCUAUUUCAGAAAAAUGCCUUUUGAUUCUCUAGAGCUUUGAGAAAUAAUUGCAGAUCUUCCUCGUAAUACAGUUGGAACCAAAGAGGCCCAACUUGGCUAUACAUUUUUUUUACCCUCCUGAAGUUUAUCCAGACUGUGUCAUACAAAGCAAUCUUGUAGAGCCGGGCUACUCAACACGUGGCCCAUGAGUCGCAUGCGGCCUGUAGCCUGUUUGUUUGUUUGGCCUGUGGGUGGGAGCCAAAACAAAAAAGUAGUCAAUAUAAUGGUCUUCUGUUAAUAUGCAUUUUAGUAGUUACAUUCCUGGAGUGUCAUUGUUCGUUUAAAAAAUGCUGUCAUAUGGGUGGAAAUCGGGUAAAUAUUACAUUUUAUUAAUAUGAACAUAACUGACUUAAAUGGGGCCUGUGUGUUGUGUAGUCUUGCCUUAAUCUUUGUAUUCAUACUCGUCAGUGUGAAAAAAGCUAUUUGCAUAUAUUUUUGCAUGCAUAUGCAACCACACUUAAGUUGCGGCCCUCAACAUGUGCUGUGAGUAUCAUUGUGGCCCCCGGAGCUUCCAAAGUUGAGUAGCUCUGCUGUAGAGGGUAUUUAGAAGAAAACUUUUGGAUAGAUUUGAAGGCAGACUCGGUUUUAACCUGAAAUCCUUACUGGCAACUGGGCUUUUUUUGAGCCCUUAACAGAUGGUCCCAUACUGUAAUAGAUAUAUUGUAAGAUUGAAUCUAUGGGAUCUGGCUAUGGUUUAAGAGCUCAGCUGCUGUGUAGGUGCUUAAAUGAAAUGGACAGCUUUUUCAAAAAUUCUCCGUCUGACAACAAAAGAUGUGGAAUUCUUAUAAAAAUCUUGCCCCUGAUGUUGACAACCUGUAUGUAAUGUGAACAUAGCUAUUUAAAAUUGGAUUGAAUUUUUAAGAAUAAGGUUUGUCGUGGGUCUUUUUUUCUUUUCCAAGUAAGGGAGGUGACAUGAGUGGCUGCCAUGUACCCCUCUUGCACACCUGUGUGUUUCUCUGCAUGAGGGGUAUAAUCUAACUUCUAAAGAUUACAACAGAUUUUGUUACUACUCUAAUUCUAGCACACUUACAGGAUUUGGCAUUUUCCCAAAAGGAACAAUUGUUAACUUUGCCCUUGUUAUCUAAGAACUUGGAGUUGGUCAUUUUAUAAUCUCCAAAAUUGAUGUUGACUUUUGUGUCAAAGAAACCUGUUACUUCUGAAUCUGUUAAAAAGUAUUUUUGUUUUGUCUUUAGAUGUGAUUUUAUUUUUCUUUGCUUCAUUUUGUUUCUCCUCUUUGCAUAUGUACUGUAAUUUUUCAGAUGUUGGAAGAUCAGCCCUAUUUCUCUCUAGCCUUAAUUCUCCUUUCUAAUAAUUCCAUCCAGUUAUUGCUCUUGACCAUAUUCUAACCUUUUACUUGAAUAGUCAGUGAAGAUGAGUUCAUCUCUACUUUCCUGCCUUGUUUGUAACUUGUUCUGAUUUUUAUUUUCCAUUAAGCUUUAGUGUACCUUAAACCUAAUAUGUUUUCUUGACAUCUUGCACUAUAUUAUGAGAGUCUGAAGUUGUAAGGGGGAACAGGUGUGUUUUUAUUAUUAUUCUUGAAGCGUCUUCCAUAGCAGCAAAUAUUUGUAAACAGUAUGAUAACAUAUUAAUAUGGACUUGCAAAACUGUUUGUGAAAACACUGCAACCAAGACACACACAUUUCUCCAUACUCCUAAGAUGAUGUAAAAAGUGUUAUUCAUUUGUGCAAAACAUUACUUAGAAUGGAUAAAAUUUUGCAAGACUUUGUUAAUAAGACUCAGAGCAUUUAUAUUCUUGAAUACAGGGCAAUGAAACUGACAAAUACGGUGUGUAGCACACUAUGUGCUCAUAUAGCACAGUGCCUGGAAAUGGUAGAAAGACCUUGAUGCAACAUGUAAUAAAUGUUGGCAAAUUUUUAAUUAUUGUUUUUCUUCAGAAUGAAGAAAUCAUUCCACAUGUUGUAGUGGGAUGGUUUGUGUGUUUUGUUUUUUAGUUUACACAAACAAGCAAACCAUUUAAAUUCCUGUGAUUGGGGCACAAAAGUAAAAAUCUUGAUUAUGCAUAUAAUUCUUGCAAUAGAGUAAGAGCCUGUAUAUGUAAGUGGGGAAAAUCGUGUUUGUACCUGCAAUUUUUGUCCUCCUUAAUGUUCUGCCUUUAAAGACUAUGUUGAGGGUUAACCUGGUGUAAGGGUUAAAAGGUCUGUGCCUUCUAUAACAUCCAUUAUUAAAACAAAAUUGAAACUCA
Molecule: messenger RNA, 11027 nt
Organism: Pelodiscus sinensis (Chinese soft-shelled turtle)
Lineage: Eukaryota; Metazoa; Chordata; Testudines; Trionychidae
Source: RefSeq, a predicted model, not a curated record